AUUGUGUCCAUGGAAAUCGUUCUGGUUUGCCUAUUCGUAUAGUAAUAUCAUGCCAUGUAUCGGGUAUGUGAGUUUAAACGUUCAGAAACGUGUAAAUGGAAAAUUAACCUUUUAGAGGAAGUUCAUGGAUAUGAAAGUGAAAAUGUUUCUGUCUUUACUUCAAAAGUCUAAGAAGUUGUUGGGUGUCAACGAUCAAAGCCCAGCACCUGAGAGUGAAAUAUUUCCACACAGUGUUGAACACGCAAGGAAAACUCCAAACAUAGAUUGUCUUUCGACACUAUCUGAAGAAGAACUUUUAAAAAAGAACGAAGAUCUUAAGGAAACAAUAUAUGAAUAUAUUAGGAACAUCCGGGAUCCUGAGAAACCUGCCACACUAGAAGAUCUCAGUGUAGUUUAUGAAGAUGGUGUAAUGAUCAGAGCUUCAACGGAUGAUGGUGUACAUGUUGUGCGCAUUGAGUUUAACCCCACGGUUCCGCACUGUUCCUUGGCUACCCUCAUAGGCCUCUGCAUACGAAUAAAACUGGAAAGAAAUCUAUUUGAGAAAUUUAAAUUGGACAUAUUUAUUAGGAAGGGAACCCAUUCUACAGAAGAAGAGAUCAAUAAACAGAUCAAUGAUAAAGAAAGAAUAGCAGCUGCAAUGGAAAACCCAGACUUGCGAGAUUUGGUUGAAGGGUGCAUCCAGGAUGGAGAUUAAUGACAUCGAUUGUAAAUAAUUGUAGCCUAAUUAGUGGAAUUCACACUAUGGAACAUGGGCUUUUUAUUUGUAUAUAGCUACUCAUGGUUAAACAUUAAAACUUUAUUCACAUGUGUUGUAACAGUGGAUUAUGUUAUGGAAUAAAUAUACCCAACUAGUAUUCUGUUGUUAA
Cryptotermes secundus is the source of this 866-nucleotide messenger RNA. RefSeq names its product MIP18 family protein galla-1 (gene galla-1). NCBI's taxonomy places the organism in Eukaryota, Metazoa, Arthropoda, Insecta, Blattodea, Kalotermitidae. The transcript has 4 exons. Bases 125 to 694 code for a protein of 189 amino acids. The record is from RefSeq and is a predicted model, not a curated record.